Leishmania braziliensis MHOM/BR/75/M2904 is the source of this 927-nucleotide messenger RNA. Its product is annotated as putative U2 small nuclear ribonucleoprotein 40K. Gene Ontology annotation, molecular function: U2 snRNA binding. The transcript has a single exon. NCBI's taxonomy places the organism in Eukaryota, Euglenozoa, Kinetoplastea, Trypanosomatida, Trypanosomatidae. Gene Ontology annotation, biological process: mRNA splicing, via spliceosome. The coding region runs from base 1 to 927 and encodes 308 amino acids. The record is from RefSeq and is a predicted model, not a curated record.
AUGCGACUCACAAUAGACUUGGUGCGUCUCGCACCGCAGUUUACGAACACGAUGCUACAACGUGAGAUCGACCUACGAGGAUUGAGAAUUUCCUCACUCGAUGAGCACGUGCUGGUGCUGCUCGACAACAAUUUCGAUGUGGUGAACCUCUCCUCGAACGCCUUGACGGCGCUUGAGUACUUUCCUACAAAGACAGCUCCCGGCAGCAGCGGCAAGGACGUAAGGAUGAGCCGUGUCGCCACUCUCGUUGCCCAUCGAAAUGAAAUUCAGCGGGUGAGUGUGUCGUCCUGCGUUUCUGCCUUGCCCAAUGUAGUGCACUUCUUGGCCGAUCGCAACCGCCUCGCCUGCGUGCGCGAUCUCUACUUUCUUAAGGAGUGGAAAAAGCUGGAGGUGGUAUCGCUUGAGGGCAACCCUGUGUGGGAAGCCAACAGCAGCAAUUUCAAUAGCGAAAAACUGCGGGCAUUUCUUGUCUUCUUGUGCCCCAAGUUGAAGCUCAUCAACUAUCAGCGCGUUACACGGACUGACAGGGAGCGUGCUCAGGAGGCGAAGGACGAGUUCAAAAGGCUGGUGCAGUCGUGGGAAGCUCCCCUUAAACUCUCUGCAGCGACCGGGUUGCAGUCAUCAUCUUGCGCAGACGGAAAGAAAAUGCGCAAGCGCGGUCGCGAGGGCCGCGCUGCGGCGGCCGCUGCGGCAGUCAGCAACGCUGUCACCGUCGGUGACGAACCUGGCAACGGCGCAACGAGCCUGACCCCUGCUGCUGCUGAUGUGGACGAGGAUGACGAUGCUGCGCUCCAGGCACGCCUAGGCCAGUUGGAGGAGCGCCUCCUAUCUGACGAUGUCACGGCGGAGGAAAUUACGCAGCUGGAGGAGGAGAUGACGGAGAUAUCCGAAAGAAUGACCGCUGCGCGUAAGCGGAAGCGCCGUUAA